Daphnia pulex (common water flea) is the source of this 1354-nucleotide messenger RNA. RefSeq lists its product as uncharacterized. Bases 119 to 1111 code for a protein of 330 amino acids. The record is from RefSeq and is a predicted model, not a curated record. Gene Ontology annotation, biological process: transport. Lineage: Eukaryota; Metazoa; Arthropoda; Branchiopoda; Diplostraca; Daphniidae. The transcript has 7 exons. Gene Ontology annotation, molecular function: transporter activity.
ACGCUUCGGGUGGACAACUGUUGACAGUUAAACUCGGUUAAACUUUCGUUAACCAUGUGGUUAACAGACGUGGGAAUAAAUAGGGCGUGAAAGUGAAAGUGUAAUUCAUGCGUGAAAGAUGGAAAAUUGCAGCGAUAAUUACACCAACCAUAUUCCAAAUGUCGCUCAAAACAUAGAAGAUCUAGGUGGUUGUGUUUUUGUAGGAUAUAUUGGAGUAGUCACAUCUUCCCUUUUGCUUUGUCUCUACAUGUCCAAUGUGUUCAUUUUUAUUAAGAAGAACCCGUCAUGGGCGAGAAGACACCAAGCCUGGAUUACGUCCCUUCCAAUGGCAAUCUCAUUUCUUUCACUGUCAUCGUUUUUCGUCCCUCGAGCCGCCGUCACUUGCGAGACCAUCAAAUUCACAUACAUGCCGUUUAUUAUGGUGCAGUUCGUUGAAACUACAAUCGUUAUUUGCGGCGGCGAGAAAGUUCUGCUAGACGAUUUGAUCGGCCGAAAUGCUCAGUGGUAUUGGCUGGUGCCACCGUUUUGCAGCCUACGGUUCUUUCCAUUCACCAUCACCAAAUUUUGGCUACGCUGGAUCGUUGGUAUGAUUUAUCAAGCCCCCGUCUCCCAGUUGCUGUUGACCAUCCUAAUGGCCGUACUUGAACAGGCUGAAGUCCUGCGACGUGAUGACACGGGCGACGCAAUCUUUUGGAUCUUUCUUAUUCUGAACAUUUCGACGUUUACUGCGGGAUUGUUCUUUUUCAAUGUUCUCAUUGUUGGUCUCAGUUCCCGUUGUCCUGACUGUUCCUGGCCUGAAUGUCGCUGUCCUGAACGUCGAUCAUUCCUCGAGUUGAAAUGGCCAAAGUUUAUGAGGAAAUACUACGCACUUCUUUACUUCAUUUUUGUCCAAAAGGCUCAUGGCUUUUUAAUCAGCAUUUUUACUUUCAUCAAUCUAGAUUCUCCAAUUCUUACAUGGAAGACACUCGACGCGAUGGCAUCGAUGCUUGAAGCUUUCAUUUUUGGCAUACUCUUUUUCUGCUUCUUUAAAGAUGUCGUUGACGAUGACUCAGCCGCUAAUGUCGUCAACGAGUCGCUUCUACCUGCGCAACAAGCCAAUUCAACGAAUUAGUCCAAACUGUUUAAAAGUGCCAAAAUUUGAUGCCAUGACUUGUACUGACAUUCUUUUAAUUUUGCCAAAAGAAGAAUGUUCUAUAUAUGCAACUAACAAAAAAAUGCCAAAUUAGUUCUAAAUAUCGAUUACAAAGCAAAUGGUUUCUUUUUACCUUAUUUGCUCAAAUGUUAAAAUUUUUCGUUCAAAGUAGAUGAUAUUAACUGUUGCUUUAUUCAAUACAAAUUUUGUUUUUGUUCACAA